Molecule: messenger RNA, 396 nt
Organism: Recurvomyces mirabilis
Lineage: Eukaryota; Fungi; Ascomycota; Dothideomycetes; Mycosphaerellales; Teratosphaeriaceae
Exons: 3
Coding region: 1-396 (131 amino acids)
Source: RefSeq, a predicted model, not a curated record
AUGCCUCACAAGAAAUAUCAGCAGGUUGACGAGACAGAUGCCCUCUUGAGUCAUCACGAUCAGGUGCAAUACUGUGUCAUUCGCGCGGAAGAAGAUGUGCAACCAGACGAGGAAGCGAUGAGAAGGGAGAGGGAGGCUUUGGAAGAGAUUACUGCGAGAGCUACAGAUGACAUGAUCGAUGCCUCCCACCCUGUGGUGGGAGAGUACAGCUACCACAGUGAGAACAACGCGGACGAGUCCUCCACCAGCGCAGCAGAAACCGCCGACGAAGAAGCGUGGCUACGGAGCCUCGAGGCAGAUGGACUCGGCCAAAAGAUGCAAGUGAAAGGCCUGAACAGCGGCACACUUAUCAUGGACAUUGAUCAGCUUCGCCAGGACGAGUCUGCUCGUCCUUAA